Messenger RNA from Aspergillus ibericus CBS 121593, 1225 nucleotides. Its product is annotated as GPI anchored serine-threonine rich protein. The transcript has a single exon. The coding region runs from base 396 to 1133 and encodes 245 amino acids. NCBI's taxonomy places the organism in Eukaryota, Fungi, Ascomycota, Eurotiomycetes, Eurotiales, Aspergillaceae. The record is from RefSeq and is a predicted model, not a curated record.
AGUAGGUCGCUAGUAGCAAUCGUGAACGCUGGUUGGGAGGCCUUUCCCAAUCAGCAAUUAAAAGAAUCCAGGGCAUAAUUUCCUUUGACCCACCGGAAAUGAGCCGCAGAUUCGGCGAUAUGGUGUGUGGUGACAGUCAUCCCCCUCCAUAGGGGGAAAUUGGGGGCUGUGAAUGACCUUGUCCCACGCCUGUCGCAUUCAUCUUAUACCUACUUGAAUGUCUCUCCCCCCUCUUCUUCUCUUCCUUCCUUUCCUCUCACGAUCUGACGUUUUCGCCUUCGUUCCUUUCCCACGGUAGUCACUCCUUUGCACUACAUAGUCACUCCUUGAUUCAAACCUUCCAAUACCCUACUGUCGCUCUUUAUUUUACCCAAGACACGAAAAACCAGUUCAAAAUGCGUUUCUUCACCACUGCUAUCGUCUCCGCCCUUGCGGCUUUGGCUACUGCCUACACUACUCCGGACUACUCCGAGGACCCCUCUGGCAAUGCCAUCUACACCCCCAGCCUGGACGAGCUGGUUACUGCUGGCUCUCCCUUCGAAAUCACCUGGGACCCCACCACCACUGGUCAGGUGUCUCUGGUCCUUCUGCGUGGUCCCAGCACCAACUGCGUACCCAUCCAGACCAUUGUCGAGGACAUUGACAACACUGGAAAAUACUCCUGGACCCCCAGCACCUCUCUUGAGCCCGACACCAGCCGCUACGGUAUCCUUCUCGUUGUUGAGGGCACUGGCCAGUACCAGUACUCCACUCAGUUCGGCAUCUCGAACCCUUACUACUCCUCUUCUUCCUCUGUUGCCGCUGCUACUACCACCACUGCUGCCGUGAGCACCGCUUCUGCUGCCACCCAGGUUGUGGUCACCGAGGCCACCACCACCAGCAUCGCCCCCGAGACUGUGACCGCCAGCGUCAAGACCACUGUCACCUCCGUCCCCGUGAUCGGUGGCGGCAAGCCUACCAGCCUCGUUGUUGCUCCCUCAUCUGCCAGCGUCAUCCCCAGCUCUGCUGUUGCCUCUGGCACCCCCGCUGCCAGCAGCUCCUCCAUUGCCCCUCUGUACACCGGUGCUGCUGACCGCAACGCCAUCAGCUUCGGUGCCGUCGCCGCCGGUGUCGUUGCCGUUCUUGCUUUCUAAACGCGCAGCCAUCGGGCGCAUCGUGAAGGAGGUUGUAUCUAGCUGAACCGUUGUUUGUAUGUACAAGAAUGCGGAUGUUUGCAGCGAUUUGA